Myxocyprinus asiaticus (Chinese sucker) is the source of this 1994-nucleotide messenger RNA. It is a transcript of the gene ppt2b, whose product is annotated as palmitoyl-protein thioesterase 2b. Gene Ontology annotation, molecular function: thiolester hydrolase activity. The transcript is spliced from 8 exons. The record is from RefSeq and is a predicted model, not a curated record. NCBI's taxonomy places the organism in Eukaryota, Metazoa, Chordata, Actinopteri, Cypriniformes, Catostomidae. Bases 160 to 1023 code for a protein of 287 amino acids. Gene Ontology annotation, cellular component: lysosome.
AACCGGAAGCAACACAAACAGAUGCUGAUAAAUAUGUUCGAUGCAGCGGAGCGCGCGGAGCAGCUGCGUGUGAAAUAACGUAUUACUGUUGAUUUUAUUGUUUUGUUUUUACCGUUAUAUUUUAAUCUUAGUUUUAUCAGUAUUUGUGUUAUUAUUAUAAUGAAGGGUGUGUGUGUGUGGUCUCUGCUCGCAGUGUGUGUGUUGCGUGUGUGUGUCGCGUACAAACCGGUGAUCGUUGUUCACGGGCUCUUCGACAGUUCUACAGACUUUAUCAACCUGCACAGAUUCAUCAAGCAGUCUCACCCAGGCACUAAUGUGUCAGUCAUCGAUCUGUUUGACCGCAGUGCCAGUCUGCAGCCACUCUGGAAGCAGGUGGAGGGCUUCACUCUGGCCAUAUAUCCCAUCAUGCAAAACGCAGCUGACGGCGUCCACCUCAUCUGUUACUCGCAAGGUGGCCUGGUAUGUCGAGGAAUUCUGUCCACACUUCCAGACCAUAAUGUGCACUCUUUCAUAUCGCUCUCUUCACCACAGGCGGGACAGUAUGGAGACACAGAUUACCUGAAGUACCUGUUCCCACAGUUUGUCAAAUCGAAUCUGUUUCACGUGUGCUACACUUCAGUGGGUCAGAAAAUCUCCAUCUGUAACUACUGGAACGACCCUCAUCACAGAGACAUGUACAUCAACAGCAGUGACUAUCUGGCCUUACUGAACAGUGAAAGAGCAAAUCCCAACACAACCGUUUGGAAACAAAACUUUCUUCGCAUUAAGAAGCUGGUGCUGAUUGGUGGCCCGGAUGAUGGAGUCAUCACACCAUGGCAGUCCAGCCAGUUUGGUUUCUAUGAUGGUAAUGAAACUGUUGUUGAGAUGAAAAACCAGAAAGUGUUUUUGAUGGACUCGUUUGGUCUCAAGACGCUGUACGCUCGAGGUGAUGUGGCUUUUUGUUCAAUGGCAGGUGUUGCACAUGUCUUCUGGCACUCCAAUGAAACCGUGUACAAAAACUGCAUUGAGAAGUGGCUUACAUAGAGACAGACACACUCCAUAAAACAUCUCUUUUUAUAUUCAUUUAUACAGUCUUGUACAUUUUCUUACAUUAUGCUAAUGCAGAGAAUCACAAAACAUAUUACUGUGUUAGUGCCCAUUGAAUACCUCUAGCCUUUGGAAACAAACUCAGUUUUGAAAACAUGUUAGGAUAUAGAUGUAUGUAUAAAAAAAUAGACACAAACACUAAAUCUAAGUAAUAACCAUCUGUGCCUGAGAGAUCAUUUUCUCAUCUUGCUAAAAAAAGGUUUGGAUCUGUUUUUUUUGUGUCUCUUUUUUUGCUUUAAAUGUAAUGUAAUUUGAGGACUGCUACAGUAACAUGCCUUACAUGUGUUUUAGUCUGUCCUUGAUUGUCUAAAAUGCAAGUGCCAUGAUACACUGUAUUGUAGUAACAGAUGCUACGAGAAGGAAAGGAAUGCGUUAAAGGGUUAAAAAGGGAUAAGAGAUUAAAUGGAAAGGGAAUUCAUGGAAGUGCUAUAUUAGCAUUUGCAGUGUAUGUAACAUAACCUCUCAUUUCACAUCCUGUGAGCCUCAGGCCAAAAAUUGCUUGUUUUACUUUAUUAUAAGGGAAAGGCCAUGGAGGGUUUCGCCUCUGAAAAGCUAAUUCAUCUCAGUUGUUAAGUGUUUGUGUUCAGAUAUUUAAGAUUAUUUGUACUGUUUUAUGGUAAUAGAAAAUAGGAAAAGGUGUUAUGUUCAAGUACUCACAUAGUUAUGGAAUUAUUACCCAGAUGUGUUUGAGAAUUGUAAGCACAAUGUGAUUCAAAUGCAUUCAGAUGAAAUGAACCUGUGAGUUAUGAAGAUGUACAAAACCUAUUUUGUUGUAUUUAUUAAUAUCAUGGCAGUGUUAUGUGUAUUUUAAUGUUCUGGCCUGUUUUAUGUAUUUUAUAAAGGAAGGUUUACCAUUGUAGUUUUGAAUAAAGAAACUGUGUGAGAGAUGUUUUAACUGUUGAACUACA